This is a messenger RNA of Mobula hypostoma (lesser devil ray), 5080 nucleotides long. Its product is annotated as protein phosphatase 2C-like domain-containing protein 1. The record is from RefSeq and is a predicted model, not a curated record. Gene Ontology annotation, biological process: protein dephosphorylation. Lineage: Eukaryota; Metazoa; Chordata; Chondrichthyes; Myliobatiformes; Myliobatidae. The transcript has 2 exons. The coding region runs from base 1 to 2157 and encodes 718 amino acids. Gene Ontology annotation, molecular function: protein serine/threonine phosphatase activity.
AUGCUAAUGGUGCCUUGCUUGAUUUGUGAUCAUCAGUUGCAUGCACGGUAUGUCCGUCACCACAGGGUUUGGCACCGCACCCUCAGCACAUUACAAUAUCACGUGGGCAAAUCGCCAGGUAGCUUGCUGGCCCUCCGAAUCCGACGGCGGGUCAUCAUCUCCAAGAAGGCAAAAUCCAAGAGAUGGAGCUCAUUGAAGCUGGAAAAAAUCGACUACGCAUAUGAGAUGGUGAAGUCGCAUCGGAUGUCAACUUGGCCGUUUCUUACUGAGAAAUCCAUCCUGUGCACCAAGGAGCCGCCGUUGUCCCUCAGGAUGCCGAGGAAAAACUGCAUCAAAGCCUUCGGCGUCUGUCAGGACAUGAAUGCUCCUUGGAAAUCUCAGAUGGAGGACAUCUAUGUCUUCAUGGAUUGUUAUGGCGGUCGGAGCAACUCGUGGUUUAUUGGACUCUUCGAUGGCUUUCAUGGUAGCUCUGCAGCUCAGUUCACGUCCAAAGACUUGCCCCUCCUGAUCCUGCAGCAGUUGGCCUUGGCCGGGCAUCCCUACAAACUGUCUGAGGAGGAACAUACUUAUCUCUCUCAGUAUAAUGUGCUUUUCCCCCGAGGUACUGCUGAGAAAUCACUCAUCAAACCUACUCAUGCAGCAGCAACUGCAAGGAAGGGCUCCAAAGACCAUCUUUAUGGAUCUGUCCACAUGGCUUUCGCCAAAGCUUUCUGGAAAAUGGACAGAAUAUUGAGGCUGGGGCGAAAUGAAAGAUCUAAAGUCCGGUGGAGCGGUUGUACAGCCACCACCUGUCUGCUGGAACCUUCGGUAUCCCAAAUCUCAAGUACAACUGGGGUGAACAAGGAUAGCGUUGGCGCUCAGUCAGAAAACAGUUCGUGUGAAAAUGGAACACUACACAUAGCUAAUGCAGGUGAUGUACAAGCCGUGUUGUGUAAAAACGGAAAAAGUUACCGUUUAAGUGGAAACCACAGCACCUCAAACAGUAAAGAACGUAAGCGUAUUCUUCACACCGGUGGAACAAUCAGUAAAAAUCAACAACAUGGGCUUGUAGAAGGAAUCACUCAGUCAACACGAGGACUUGGAUACCAUGGAGAUCCCAAACUUAAAACAUCUAUUGUACCAAUACCACUUACUGCCUCUAUUCCUAUAGACUCCUCAUGCCAGUUUAUUGUCCUAGCUUCAAGUGGAUUUUGGGAAGUACUUAAUAGACAUGAAGUAGUUUCAAUUACAUUGCAAAUGCUUUCAUUUUAUUUUGGAUCUUUCCACAAAAAUGUUAAAGAGAUUCAUACCUUACAUGUCAUGGAUCACAGUAAGCAGCACAUUGAUUUAGGGUCCUCCAUAGUACAUUUGCUUGAUGAGUUUUCUGAGCAGGGGUAUAAUGAUGCUGUGAUAUCCACUGAGCAUUUAUUUGAGGAGCUUUUUGGAAAGAAAUAUGCUAUUAAAAGGGAUCAUGUUGAACGUUUACUCAUGCAAUACUCACUCAAGGAUGUCAAUAGUACAUUUAAACAUGAUUUAGAUAAUUUAUUGGAGAACAUUAUAAAGAAGGAAGAAUCCAAGUCCGUAACUGCACACGUGACUGAUGAGUUUCCAUUAAUGGCAGAACAUAGUGGCAAUAUAUCCGUGGAAGAUUUACUUCACAAUUCUUCAAGUAAAGAACUUGGAACAAUGGUGUCAAAUUUUCAGAAGAAACCUCCAUCAGAAAUGGAAGUCAAGGACAGAGUUACCAUAGAAAAGUCUACUGGGGAAAAGUCAGAGGUGGAAUAUAUUGUUGACAGAACAUCAGUUGCUCACUUUGCUGAGGAUCUUAAAGCCACUGAAGAAGUAAAUGAUCAUUAUAACCAAGAGAAUAUUACCAAUGAAACAAAGCCAAACACAGGCUCUUUGAGUUCCAUUCAAAUUGAAAUAGCUUUGCCAGAAACUGAAACAAUCGAGAGACCAUACGAUGAAGCUUAUACUAUGAAUCAGAAUUCUGAAGCAACGAGUCAGGAAACAGCCAAAGGAACAGAAUUUUUUCAGUAUGAAACUAUAGCAAAAACGAUCAGCGAAAGAUUAGUCGAAAUUGCUAAACUAGCAGGAGCUUGUGAUAACCUAACAGUUAUGAUAUUGUUGCUUCCAGGAUGUACAAAGACAUUUUCUUUGGUAGAAGAGCAACAAUAAUGCAAUCUUAAACAAUGUAGAAAUAGUAUUUUUAGCAACAUUUAUUCUAACUUAUUGUAAAGCUCCCCACAAACUGGCUAGGCAGCCACUGUACUCAAAAAUUCAUUUUGUUCCAUCUACUAUGAAAUUCAUUCAUAAUACAUCGAACCCAUCAAUGGCUAAGUAGGUAAAUAGAUUACCACUAUUUCUGGCAAAAUUAGUUUGAGCAAAUCCUCCCUUAGCCGUGCUUGGUGGCCACAAAGAUGUGGGUAUCUGGAACUAAUUUAACACAUUCUUUAUCAACUAUCCUUCAUUUACGGUGUUCUGUUUAAGAAAUCACUGUGCUUUCAUCUGGAAAUAUUGCUGUAACUAAUCUUGAGUACUAUAGCUGUUUUAAUGGAGACUUUAAAUGGACUUUGUGUGUUGCUUCCUUAAUGCUUAAAUAAAACUUAUUUGAGUAGAAUUGCAUAUUUUGCUGUAAAACUCAUUUUCAUUCUAUUCCACCUCUAAGUCAUUUCCUGAUCAUGUAGUGUCCUUCGUAAUGAUGCUUGCCUAAAGAUACAGCAUAAUCAGUCUUUUAUAAUCUGAUAGAAAGUAAACUCUCUUUGGUUGCUGCACAACCUGCAGAAUAUUUCCAACAUAGUCUAUUUUCAUUUCUGAGUUAGCUUUUAGUAGUAUAAAGAAUUCACCCAGGUUAGAUUUGCAAGACCUCUGCUUUUAACAAGGGCUCCAAAAGAAUGUUAUUAGGCCAGAAAAACUGACAUCCAGGCAGGUGGGUGACAGGAAAAACUAGCCAGGGAGGGCACACAAUCAAGUACAGAUCAGAGGCUUAAGCUCUCAGGGAGUUGUGGGUGGGCUUGGCCUUUCCCACACCUCUGCCCUGGGAGCUGCACUUCCCCUGGCCCACAUAGGGUACGUGUUUAGAAUUACCAUAAGUCCAUAGAAGCAGAAUUAGGCUAUUUGGCUCUUCAAGUCUGCUCCGCCAUUUCAUCAUGGCUGGUCCAAUUCUCCUCUCAGCCCCAAUCUCCUGCCUUCUUCCAUAUCCCUUCAUGCCCUGAUUAAUCAAGAAUCUAUCAACCUCUGCAUUAAAGUUACAUAAAGACUUGGCUUCCACAGCUGCCUGUGGCAAAGAAUUCCACAGAUUCACCACUCUUCAUCUCCAUUCUGGAAAGGACACCCCUCUAUUCUGAGGCUGUGUCCUCUGGUCUAAGACACUCCCACACAAUAGGAAGCAUCCUCUCCACAUCUACUGUAUUGAGGGCUUUCACCAUUCAAUAGGUAUUAAUGAGGUCAUCUCUCAUUCUUCUGAAUUCCAGUGAAUACAGACCCAAACCCUCUCCAGUUUCAGCACAUCCUUUCUAUCCUUUUGUAAUUAGAAAUCUCCUACCUUUGAUGAACAAUUUAGAUCUAGGUAACUUUUCAUUUGCAGUACCUUUUAAGCUCUGACUUUCCAAGAACCUAACAGUAGCCAGAUUUCUGUAUUUUAAAAUGAUAGAAAUACUUGCUCAGUCUUGCUACAUCAACACUGACAAUCCUAUCCUAUUUGUUGAGAGUGGAUAUGAAGGAGUUCAAAUCAAAGGGACAAUCUCUCGCUCAGAUGGCCCACAAUGACUGCUUGAAUGAAUUACCAGAGACAUUGGGGCACUUCUGUGGAUUAUUAGAAGUAAAAAUAUAGUGAAUAAGUGUAUUGUCCAGAAGAUGUAACAUAAUUUACAAAUAGUUAAUUUAAAUAAUUCAUAAAUUGCUUCAAAUGUUUAAGAUCUGAAUUUUCUAUAAAUUGGACUAGUUGAUGGAUAGGUUUUUUCUUGCAUGAAUAAUAACUUCUAAAAUAGUUAAUUUCCUUCAGAUAAGUCAUUAAAAAGUUGCAUUUACAUUGACCCAAGGCUUUGAAAAUGCACAUUUUCAACAAGGUACAUUGAGGUUAGUACAAUAAAGCUAUAAUCUCCUAUUAUAGGUUAGAACUCCUAAUGGUUUGAGCAUGGGUCCCAUGCUUCCUUUAAUCUCAACCGGGCCUAACUUUCUACAUUUAUUUUAAACUGACUGGCUCUCCAUUCUCAUAAUCCUUCCAAAUUUAUUGGGGCCUUGCUUCCCACCUAAUCUUUAAACUUGUGUUGUGUUACCAUGCAAAUAGUAUAAAGGUUAAUUCAAAGUAUGUCAUUAUAAUAAUGAAUAUUCAACAAUCAGGAAAACCUUCCAGUUCAACAAUAUUCAAAGGGUGCUUGAUUAUUGGAGUUUUACAGUAAUGUAGAAUUGAGCAGCCAAUGUGUGCACAGCAAGUUCUACAAACACCAGUGAUAUUAUUGACCACAGAUAACUCACCUGAUUAGAACAAUGUCAUGAGAUCUAUUGUCUACUACCAGGUAUUAUUUUGCAUUUAAUAUGAAAGACAGUAUCCUUGGAUCCACCAUUAUCAGAGUAUCCUUAAGGAACCACGUGGCUUACUUUUGCCGUUUCUCACAUUCAAUACUAGCAGAAUAAAGUUAUUAUCAUGUCUGUGACUGAAAAUUGUUGAAUUAUUGCACCUGCACUUAUAAUCACGGUUAAAUAAUUGUUCAAGGAAUAUUUAAGAGUUGGAGGGAAUGAUAGCAUACCUAAUUUUGCUGUAACAUUUUACAAAUCCAAUUGGCAUUGAUGCAGCUGUUUCCUAACUAAAUAUCAGUAACAUAAUGACUGACCAAUAAAAACUACCCUCCUCUUCCCUAUCCCACACAAGUUAUGAUGUAUUUCAACUAUACAUCACUGGAUAUUUAGUGCAGUGCUCUUUGUGUGCUCUUAAACAAUAAUGUUUAUAACAAGGCCAGAAAAUUGGUUGAUUCUAAUUCAAGAAAGUAUCCAAUGUUAUUUCCUUGGGUCAAAAGACCCUAAACUGCUGGGAUUUAGAGUGGAAUAUUUAUGGUACAGGGAUGGGCCUAUAACUUCAUGACUAAUGAAGCAUUUCACAUUA